GAUGAGAGAAAUCAAGAACAAGGAAGAUGGAGUUCGCGUUCACCCACUCCAAAAUAUACGCAGAAAAGCCGAUCUCUCGGCCUCUCUAGUUUCCAGACUGGUUCAUCUAAAUGGUGAUGGAGAAUAGCUGCAGCGAUGUUUUCAAUCACGCCUACCAACGCUCUUAAACAGAUAACAAGAAGCAUUAGCAACUUCGUAAGUUCUUCAACCCCACGAACUCUUCAAGGAUCGUAUGUUUCUACUUUCAAGCAAACUCUUCUUGAUCGAAUCAAAAACUGCUCCACAAUAAACGAACUGGAUGGUAUUUAUGCUUCAAUGAUAAAAACUAAUGCAACCCAAGAUUGCUUUUUAGUGAAUCAGUUUAUUAGCGCGUCGUUAACAUUCAACUCUGUAGAUUACCCUGUUUUGGCCUUUACACAGAUGGAAAAUCCUAAUGUUUUUGUGUAUAAUGCGAUGAUUAGGGGAUUUGUAUAUUGUGGGUAUCCAUUUCGAGCUAUACAAUGUUAUGUUCAUAUGCUAGAAUCGAAGGUUUUGCCAAGUAGUUAUACGUUUUCGUCUUUAGUUAAAGCUUGCACCUGUAUGUGUGCACUUGAUUUGGGACGGAUGAUCCAUUGUCACAUUUGGAAGAAUGGGCUGGAAUUGGAUGUGUUUGUUCAAACUUCUCUGAUUGAUUUGUACUCAAAUUUGGAGAGAUUUGGGGAUGCGCGAAAGGUGUUUGAUGAAAUGCGUGAAAGAGAUACUUUUGCAUGGACUACUAUGGUUUCAGCUCUAGCUCGUGCUGGAGAUAUGGAUUCAGCUAGGAAGUUGUUUGAGGAAAUGCCUGAAAGCAAUACUGCAACUUGGAAUACCAUGAUUGAUGGCUAUGCAAGAUUGGGAAAUGUGGAGUCUGCAGAGUUUCUCUUCAAUCAAAUGCCGGCUAGGGAUAUAAUCUCCUGGACAACUAUGAUCACUUGUUAUUCUCAGAACAAGCAAUACGAAGAAGCGCUGACGAUUUAUGGCAACAUGAGAUUGAAUGGGAUUAUUCCCGACGAGGUAACAAUGUCGACUGUUGUUUCAGCUUGUGCCCAUGUUGGAGCUCUUGAGCUAGGAAAAGAGAUACAUCAUUACGCAAUGUCUCGGGGGCUUAAUCUCGAUGUUUAUAUUGGAUCUGCAUUAGUUGAUAUGUAUGCUAAGUGCGGGAGUUUAGAUCGAUCACUUUUGGUUUUCUUCAAAUUGAAGGAUAAAAAUUUAUAUUGCUGGAAUGCUGUAAUCGAAGGGCUCGCUGUUCAUGGUUAUGCGGAGAAGGCGCUGAGGAUGUUUGUUAUCAUGGAGAGGGAGAAGAUCAUGCCCAAUGGUGUUACCUUUAUUAGCAUAUUAAGCGCUUGCACACAUGCUGGAUUAGUUAUAGAAGGCAGAAGUAGAUUCUCGAGCAUGAUUCGUGAUUAUGGAAUCCGUCCCGAAGUUGAACACUAUGGUUGCAUGGUUGAUAUGUUGAGUAAAGCAGGAUUGCUCGAUGAAGCUUUAGAAUUGAUUAACGGUAUGGAAUUUGAACCGAACUCUAUCAUUUGGGGAGCUUUGUUGAAUGGAUGCAAGCUUCAUGGGAACUCGGAGAUUGCGAAAGAUGCUGUUCAACAGUUGACGGUUUUGGAGCCCAAGAACAGUGGACAUUACAAUCUUUUGGUGAGCAUGUAUGCUGAAGAAAAACACUGGAUGAAGGUUGCUCAUAUCCGAGCAAUGAUGAAAGAGAACGGAGUAGAAAAGAAAUAUCCCGGGUCAAGUUGGAUCGAAUUGGAAGGGAGAAUUCAUCAGUUUUCAGCUUCAGCGAAUUGUCACCCGGAUUCUGACAAAAUAUACUUUAUACUGACAGAAUUAGAUGGUCAGCUGAAGCUAGCUGGUAACGUUCUCGAGCCUUCAGUAUCCGAAAUUUGACUUACGUUAAGGGAAGGCCUGGUGAGAUUGUAUGUUAUUUGCCUAUCAGCCAUUUCUGCUCUACUGAUUAAGGUAGAUUGAAGGGAGAAAUCUCAAGGUCAAGUGCUUAUUCAGAUCAAGGCUCAGAUUAGCCUCAUUUAGAGCCAUGUGAUCGAAAGAAGAAGGGGCCGUGACUAAAUUUAUAACUAGAUAACGUACCGCUAUCCCACGACCGUAGCAGACUUGGUGAAGUGAUUUGAUUGAACAACCCCAGCUAAUGGGUAUCCUGUAACAGGUCAGUCAUUUUUCCUUCUCUGUACAACACAUUCAUAUAUUUCAAACACAUAUAUGGUCAUAGUGUCUGCAUUAUACGCUUCUUUAGAAACGAGCUAGGUUUGGAGAAAAAUUGAAAUCAAAACU
Cucurbita moschata (crookneck pumpkin) is the source of this 2307-nucleotide messenger RNA. RefSeq names its product pentatricopeptide repeat-containing protein At1g06143. Gene Ontology annotation, molecular function: protein binding; RNA binding. Gene Ontology annotation, biological process: RNA modification. The coding region runs from base 136 to 1908 and encodes 590 amino acids. The record is from RefSeq and is a predicted model, not a curated record. Lineage: Eukaryota; Viridiplantae; Streptophyta; Magnoliopsida; Cucurbitales; Cucurbitaceae. The transcript is spliced from 2 exons.